AUGACGGAGGUCGAGCCGGAGUUCAAGGUGGGCGCGAAGGGCAAGAAGCAGGUGGUGGACAACGCGCUGGACAAGAAGUUCCGAGGCUCGAAGAUGGACAACUUCUUCAAGGUGUCGCAGCGGGGCUCCAACCUCACGACGGAGAUCCGUGCCGGAAUCACAACCUUCCUCACCGCGGCCUACAUCAUGGCCGUCAACCCGAACAUCAUCAGUACCACGGGUCUCAAUUUCGAUGGCCUGGUGUUCGCGACAGCGAUGUCGAGCUGCAUAGCUACGCUGAUAAUGGCGCUUUGGGCGAACUUGCCGUUUGGCCUGUGGCCAGGCAUGGGCAUGAAUGCUUACUUCGCCUACACCAUAGUAGGUUUCAAGGGCACGCAGAAUGCUGUGAAGAAGGUUAUGAUGGCUGUGACCGUCGAGGGCGUGAUCUUCAUCAUCAUGUCUGCCUUCGACCUCCGGCGCUAUGUCUUCAAGGUCUUCCCCACAUGGAUGAUGAAGGCCACCAUGGCGGGGAUCGGCUUGUUCUUAGCCCACAUCGGACUGCAAGCUGGCAAUGGCAUUGAUAUCGUCAGGGACCACCCGGCAGUGCUUGUGGACCUUGUGACUCUCACUGGCGAGCACUUUGCGCGCACGUGGAUCGGAAUCGCUUUCUUUUGCGUCAUGAGCCUCUUGAUCCUCCUGCGUGUGAAGGGAGCCGUGAUGAUUAGCAUCCUGCUUAGCGCGAUUCUCUGCUGGAUUCUGUCAGCUACCACGGAGCAGUUCAACUACAAACCCAUGUGCUGCCUCGGCAGUGUCACCUAUCCCGAUCCGGCCGCCGGAGGUGUAGAGUGGUAUCCCAAGCCGGGAGGCGGCUUCUACCCCAAGCCUACGUGCAUGGACCCAUACACUGUCCCUGGUAAGGGCAAGAUGGAAAGCACAGACUCCGGACCCUCAUUCAGCUUCGAGUCCUCUGCAUCCGUGUCCUAUGCCAACGGGGUCUACACGAUCACCAACGGUGGCUCCUCCGUAAACCACACUGGCAGCAUCUACUUCGAGGGCAUCGCAGCAGGCCGCGACUCCUCCUUCAAUGGCGGCUGCACCGACACCUGCCAUGCCAUGAUGGGGGGCUUCAAUCCUGCGUGCUUCGGCACCGUGCUCGUGGAGACGGGUUGCUGGACUGGCAUGGACUUUCAAAGCCGAGCAACUCAGCAACUGGUGGUCGAUCAGUUUGGAGAGGGUUGCCUUGGUGGUGCUGGGCGAAUCCCGAAGACUUUCAGCCCUCCCAACGCCUUCGCCUCGAUUCCACUCGUGGACGUCGCCGGACCAUUGGUGGCCCCAUUUUCCGGAUGGGGUGGCUGUGAUGCAGAUGGCGCCAACUGUGUCAACGGCGACGUCUCUGGUGGCACUAUUCUGGCUUGGGACACCUCCGGUUUCGGCGACUGGCAAGGCUUCUGGAAUCCGUUGCUCACGCUCCUUUACAUCGACUUCAUCGGCACCAUGGGGUUCCUCUACGCAGCAGCAGACCUUAGUGGGCUGGUCGAUCCGGAGAAGCCGGAGACCUUCCCCGGUUGCUACGCGGCCUUCAUGGCGGAUGCCGUCGGUACCUUUGUGGGUGGAUUCCUGGGCACCAGCUCGGUUACCACGUAUGGCGAAUCCAUGGCUGGCGUCUAUGAGGGUGGCCGCACCGGUCUGACGGCGCUCGUGAUCGCUUUCCUGAACUUCAUUUGCAUCUUCAUGACACCCUUGCUCUCCUCCAUUCCUACGCUUUCAACCGGCCCUGCAUUGGUCAUGGUGGGGGUCUUCAUGAUCGAAGGCGUGAAGGAUAUUGAGUGGACUGACUACAUGCAAGCCAUCCCCUCCACGAUCUGCAUCCUUCUGCAGAUCACGACCUACAAGAUCGAGGUUGGUGUCUUGGGUGCAUUAUUAGUCUGGACUUUCCUCAUGAUCUUCUCGGGCCGCAUCUUCUUAUACAUGCCUGCGGUCUGGGAGAAGCUUCCACCUGCCAUGCAGCGAUUCGUCUCCACCCAGCUCGGGGACAAGGAGUUCCAACAGCGACUGAAGGAGGUCGGUGCACUCCCAGAGGAGCCGAAGAAAGAGCUCGGCGUCCUUCCCACAGCCAUGGAAGAGGGGAAACCGGAGGUCCGGGAAUUCCUGACCACCGGUCGGCCGGAUGUCAAGGCUGCUAACGACAGGGUGGACUUCCAGAGCCAGCUCAGCAACUUCCACCGGGCUCAUGCCAGCAAGUUCCUCCACUACGAGGAGGGUGGCCCCUGUGACCAUAGCUGGCAUGGGCUCCAUGAGGAGUAUCGCCGACUCUACGAGGACCAUUUGCAGCAGUUUCUGGCACGCGAAGGGAUGAAGCAGGAAGACUUCGUGAAGCUCGCUGGCCGCUAUGCAAAGAAUCUCAGCGGCCAGGAAGCGGAGGAGUGGGACGUCUUUUUGUCCAAGCUAACCUCCUGCGAGGAGUUCAGCGACUUUCUGGAAACGAUGAAAGCAGUUGCUUCCGGGAAGACUGGAAUUCUGGCCCACACGGAGUGCAGCUUCGUCGAGGACGAUCCGAGCUCGCCGUCCAGGAGAGUUCCAGAAGGUGUGGUGGCCUUCAGCCGCCAUCUCUCCUCCAGCUCAAGGAGGAGAGACCUGGAGGUGUUCACUGAGGAGAACUGGUGCACUUUCCACGUCAGAUUUCAAGAGCAUCGGCACGAGUGGUACUCGCUGCACCAAAGGUUUGUGCGGCUGUUCGAGCUCGCGGCCGAGGAGGCCUUGCUUGCCGCAGGCCUGCAGAUCGGCCAGUUGGCCGAGUUUUUGGUGCACCAGCUGCCCCUCAUGGGCCAGCCGCCGGCCUUGCAGGACUUUUUGCUUCUGCUUUCCCCGGCGGAAGAUUACGUGGACUUCGUUGAAAUGAUGAAGGCUCGCGCCGCGGAGUUUGCAUCUCCAGGGCCUGCGCGAGGCGCCAAAGAGCCACAACCGGCGGUGCCGGAGGCGGCACCAUCUGUGCUGCCGCCCCCGCCACCUCCACCGCCUCCACCACCGCGGUCACCGCCGUGCUCGCCCCCAAUCUCGCCACCGGCCGGCUCCCGCGAAGUGUCUCCGAGCCCAGGAGACCGCGGACUAUCUGAUGCUGACCUGGCCCACACUUCUGCCAUCCGUGAGUCCUUUAGGGCCUUCCUGGAUGCCAGCGACGCACCCGAGUCCCUGCAGCACUUCCAGGCGGUGCUGUCUCUUCUCGGCGAAGAGAGGCCGGCAAGCUACCAGAGCCUCUCCACGGCACUGGGGGCCCACUUGUCCCGGCCACUGAGGGGGCUGCUCGACUGCAUCGACAGGCGACUGUCGGAGCAGGGGGUGGCGCUCAAGCAUGGCCGAUACAGCUCGAAGCCUUUGCACAACGUCCGUUGCGUCAUUUGUGGCGCAGGCCCUGUGGGUCUUCGGACGGCCGUGGAGCUCAAGGCUUUGGGCGCCGAGGUGUCAGUUUUCGAGAAGCGUCGGAGCUUUGACCGCCUCAACCGCCUGAAGCUUUGGGAGUGGGUGAAGCAUGACCUCAUCGGUUGGGGUGCGAGGCAGCUGAUGCCGAGGUUCGGUGCCGGCGCUGGUCACUUACACAUCGGCAUUGCCCAACUGCAGCUGCUGCUUCUGAAAACCAGCUUGCUCCUCGGUGUGGAUGUGCAGUUGGCGACGACCUUGGCAGAGAUCUCCGGUGAGGAGGGUCCGGUGUUGUUGGCGACGCCUGCUGACAAGGCGCCUUUCCCGGUGCCCUGCGACGUCUUGAUCGAAGCGGGCGGGCCCAGGAGCCUUGUCUGGAGUUCGGCCAACCUGCGAUUCGAAAUGGUCAGGUCCGCGAAAGCCACCGGUCUCGUAGCCAACUUCUGUCGCCGCGACGGCCUUGGAGAGGAUCUCCAGGAGUUUUCUUGGGCGAAGCAGUUCAACAUGUCCUUGUUCAGCGACCUCAAAGAGAAGGUCAGUGCAGACCUGGAGAACAUUGUCUAUCUCCGGGGCGAGGAGGCGCACUACUUCGUGAUGACACCGAAGCUUCAGAGCCUUGUGGACACGGGCAUUCUUGCGACCCCGACGACGCCCUUCGGCGAGUUGGACGUGGAGGCAUUAAAGAGCUUCUUGGCAGAGGAAGCACGAGGUCCAGAGUGGCUUACUUUGGGCUCGCAUAGACGCACUGAAGAUGAAACUGUCCUGUUUACCUGUGGCUUCUGCCGCAUUCUUGAAGAUCCUUGCUAUAUCUUUAGCCGUCUUCUGGAUGCAGGUGCCCGGGCGAUUAUAGCGACUUCUGAUGAUCAUCAUGAUCAUCUCAUUGCAAUGCACCCGCAUGUGGGUCGGGGCAGGGUUUGCGGGGUAGUUUGGCAUUCCGACUACAGUACCGGCAUUGAGUAA
Messenger RNA from Symbiodinium sp. CCMP2592, 4353 nucleotides. Lineage: Eukaryota; Dinophyceae; Suessiales; Symbiodiniaceae. The record is from the annotation of a GenBank genome assembly.